Meriones unguiculatus (Mongolian gerbil) is the source of this 2340-nucleotide messenger RNA. RefSeq names its product dynein light chain LC8-type 2 (gene Dynll2). NCBI's taxonomy places the organism in Eukaryota, Metazoa, Chordata, Mammalia, Rodentia, Muridae. The record is from RefSeq and is a predicted model, not a curated record. Gene Ontology annotation, biological process: microtubule-based process; cilium assembly. The transcript has 3 exons. Gene Ontology annotation, cellular component: cytoplasmic dynein complex. Gene Ontology annotation, molecular function: dynein intermediate chain binding; dynein light intermediate chain binding. Bases 247 to 516 code for a protein of 89 amino acids.
GGACGGCGAGACACCGGCGGGAGCGGGCGGUCGGCCUGGGUGGCGCGAGGCGGAGCGCGGGCGGCUCGGAGGGCGGACGGCAGCGCGUGCGCUCGGCCCUGGGCUGCGGGAGCAAGGGGAACACCGCGGCGGCGGCGGCUGCUGCUGCAGGACGAGCCCGGGGGACACCGCCCCUGCCCGCGCUCUGCUUCAGCCCAGCGCUGCUCCCCAGGGGCCUGUGCGGACUCGCCUGCGUGACGUGUCACGAUGUCUGACCGAAAGGCAGUGAUCAAGAACGCAGACAUGUCUGAGGACAUGCAACAGGAUGCCGUUGACUGCGCCACACAGGCCAUGGAGAAGUACAACAUAGAGAAGGACAUUGCUGCCUAUAUCAAGAAGGAAUUUGACAAGAAAUAUAACCCUACCUGGCAUUGUAUCGUGGGCCGAAAUUUUGGCAGCUAUGUCACACACGAGACAAAGCACUUCAUCUAUUUUUACUUGGGUCAAGUUGCAAUCCUCCUCUUCAAGUCAGGCUAGGUGGCCAAGGUGAAGGCUAGGUGGCGGCGGCAGCGAUGGCAAGCAGGCGGCGUUGCUGGGACUGUUUUGCACUGGGGCCAGCAUCAGGAAGUCCUCUCCAAUGGCUGUGCUACUGCAUGGACUGUAUACUCGAUUUCAUGUGUGUGUCGCAGUAAACAAAAACCAAACUUCUUUCUGUUUAGUUGCCUGGGGAAGAAGGCUGCUUUAUGUUUAUUUUUUUUUAAGACUUUAAAAAUAUUUUUUUGGUUGUACUGCACUAGGAAAUCUCUCCCACCCCUUCUUUUUCUCUUUCUCUCCCUAGAUAAAAUAGAAGGCCCUCAGCAAACCCAAAAGACUAGGAGGGCUGAGGAAUAGAAGUAGGUCUUGAGGUGGAAGUAAAACUGCAGCUGCCUUUCCAGUGGUGGGUGCUGCUCUAGGAGGGCUGGGGCCUAUGAGGACAGGUUAGGGUUGGCAAGGAGAGGGAUAGGAAGGUAGGUGGGGGGCUGCUCUAGUACCAGGGAGAAUAGUCCACUGAACUGUGACUUGGGGCAGGGGUGGGUGGGUAUGGUCUUAAGGGGCCCUGAGAUGUGUUUGUGGUGUGGGAGUGGGGAGCAGACUCGUCCUGCCGUCUUCGUCAAGAUUUCUAAGUAAGGGCUGUGUCUUCGUGGGUUACUCUCCUUUAUUCCAACCAGAGGUCAUGUUGUAGGACACUGGGAGUAGGACUAGCUUGACUUCCCUUUACAUUCUUCUGUCUGCUCCCUGCUUAGCCCUGUUUUUUCUCAUUCCUCAAUUCUCUUAGAGCAGCCCCUGUUGUUGGCUGGCAAGGGAAUUCCUGGUGACUGUAGUUCCUUAGUUAGGUCUUAGCAAUCAAACCAAAUCAAUGUCCCCCUCGAUUCUUCUUUGUGUGUGUCUGUGUUUGUCUGUGUGCGUGUGUGGGGUUGGGUUUGGGGUAGAAGGGGAGGGAAGGGGCAGGAUAAGUGGAAUCUUCAGGGUGUAUGGGGAGGUAGGGGGCACAGUUAGUUCUAAGUGGGCUUUUAUGUGACCUGUUGUGGGGUGAGGAUGGGUUGGUGUCACACCAUCCCCCUCCCCUCAGUCAUCUAGCUUACAUGCUCUGCUUUGCCCUAUGGCUGUUCCCUAGAAAAGUUUUGGAAGGUCAUCCAGGACAAGAUGGCCACCUGUCAUCUGCCCUGGAGUUGGAUCGGGGGGCAGGGCCAACUUGUGGCUGGUCGCAGCCUCUAGUGGGAAGUGAGAAUUGGAAGUAAUGAGGGCAGGUAGGGGCUCCUUGGAACAGGUCUGAUGUGCAGUAAUGAGGCGCUGGGAGUCGGAGGAGAUUCCAGAGAAGGGUGCAAGGGAAACCUGUUGGUGAAGCGAUUGGGGUGGGUGGGGGUUGUCAUUGCCAAUUGAGCUGCUGAUUCUUCCGAAUCACAUUUGGAACUCAUGUAGGGUUGACACUGUAAGGGGUGGGGAAAUCUAGCUUUUUUUUUUCCCCAGCCCAUUCUUGGGGAUGGGGGGAAGGCAGGAGAACACACCUUCCUCCUAGGCCCUUAGUGUGUAUUGAGCUUUUGUUUUUCUUCAGUGCUGGCAGGGGAGGGUGGGAACUGGUGGUGACUGAGUUCCCUGUUCAAACCUUUCAUUGGGUACAAGAUUGAAUGUUUGAUUUUAGGUUUUAUUUUUCUUAUGAAUGUCUAGAUCUGUGUUUCUCCCUGCCCUCCAAGACUCUGGCCAGUUGGAAGUGUCUAGUUUUGUUCAUCUCUCAUUUCUGGUGCAGGGACUAAGACCCUGCCACAUCUAUGCUCUGCAUCCACGCCUCUUUUGGACAUUAAAGGUCGAUUGAUGCACUUCUGA